AUGUCCGCUACAACGCAGACGCUCAGCGCUGCGAAGUAUGCAUUAGUUUUCCUCUUAUUUUUGAGAGUGGAACUCACUUUUGGAAAUAGUGAGAACAUCCACUCGUGUCCAUCUCGUUGCACUUGUAUCGGCAGUUUACUGGACUGUAGUCGGCGGAAGCUGGAAAAAGUUCCCGAUGGUCUUCCCUCUUGGAUCACCCAACUGGACCUGAGCCAUAACAGGUUGCAGUCACUUCACAGAUCUUUGUUUACGAAUCUGCAGCACCUAAGUGAAAUAAAAUUGAAUAACAAUGAAUUGGAGGCGAUACCAGAUUUGGGCCCUUAUGUUGGAAAUAUCACCAGUCUUAUUUUAGCAAACAACAAAAUUUCAAAAAUAUCUCCAGAGCAGUUGAGGCCCUUGGUUGCCUUGGAAACCCUGGACCUCAGCUACAACAACAUAGUGGAACUGAGGUCUGGGUCCUUCCCCCCGCUACCUUUGAAAAACUUAUACCUCAAUAAUAACCGCAUCUCUACACUGGAACUGGGCUGUUUUAACAACCUGUCGAGCACUCUUCAGGUCCUCAGGCUGAGCAGGAAUCGCUUGUCCACUAUUCCUGCAAAGAUCUUCCAACUCCCUAACCUCCAACAUCUAGAGAUGAACAGGAACCGAGUGCGACGGAUUGAGGGACUGACGUUCCAUGGGCUUCAUGCACUCCGCUCACUGACCAUGCAGAGGAACGGCAUCACCCGUCUUAUGGACGGAGCCUUUUGGGGACUGAGUAGUAUGGAAGUCCUGCAGCUGGAUUACAACAACUUAACAGAAGUGAGCAAAGGCUGGUUGUAUGGACUGCUGACCCUGCAGAAGCUCCACCUGAAUCACAACACCAUCAGCAGGAUCCGGCCCGAUGCCUGGGAGUUCUGCCAGAAGCUCUCCGAGCUGGACCUGAGCUCCAAUCACCUGAUGCGGUUGGAAGAGUCCAGCUUUGUAGGCCUCAGUCUACUGGAUGAACUUCACAUCGGUAAUAACAGAGUGAGCUUUAUUGCUGAUGGAGCUUUCCGGGGCCUCUCCCACCUGCAGACGCUGGAUCUAAAGAACAAUGAGAUCUCCUGGACUAUUGAAGACAUGAACGGACCGUUCUCUGCUCUGGACAAUCUGAAAAAGCUGUUUCUUCAAGGGAAUCAAAUUCGGUCAGUCACCAAGAAAUCUUUCUCAGGUCUAGACAUGCUGGAGCACCUUGACUUGAGCAACAAUGCAAUCAUGUCUAUUCAAGGCAAUGCUUUCUCUCAGAUGAAAAAGCUGGUGGAGCUGCACCUGAACACAUCCAGCCUACUGUGUGACUGCCAGCUGAAGUGGUUCCCUCAGUGGGUGGCAGAGCACGCUUUUCUGCCCUUGGUCAAUGCCAGCUGUGCCCAUCCGCAACUACUGAAGGGCAAAAGUGUGUUCACUGUCAGUCAGGAGGAGUUUGUGUGUGAUGACUUCCCCAAACCACAAAUCACAGUGCAGCCUGAGACACAGUCAGCCAUCAAAGGUACAAAUGUUACAUUCGUAUGCUCGGCGGCCAGCUCCAGUGACUCACCCAUGACCUUCGCCUGGAAGAAGGACAACGAGGUUCUGAAUGAUGCUGAAAUUCAUAACCAAGCCCACCUGCGUGCUGAAGGUGGAGAGGUUACAGAAUACACCACCACUCUGCAGCUACGUCAUGUAGAGUUUUCCAGCGAGGGAAAAUAUCAGUGUGUUAUCUCCAACCACUUUGGGUCAUCCUACUCCACUAAGGCUAAACUUACCGUCAACAUGCUGCCAUCCUUUACUAAAAUGCCAAUGGAUUUGACCAUUCGUGCCGGAGCCACUGCCCGUCUGGAGUGUGCUGCCAGUGGGCAUCCAUCCCCUCAAAUUGCAUGGCAAAAAGAUGGAGGCACUGAUUUCCCAGCUGCUCGUGAGCGCCGCAUGCAUGUGAUGCCCAAGGAUGACGUGUUCUUCAUUGUUGACGUGAAAACAGAAGACAUUGGUGUGUACAGCUGCACUGCCCAGAACACAGCUGGUGCCAUAUCUGCCAAUGCAACCCUCACUGUGCUCGAAACUCCCUCCUUUCUGCGACCUCUAAUGGACCGAACUGUGGUUAAAGGUGAGACUGCUGUUCUGCAGUGCAUUGCUGGUGGGAGCCCCCCACCCAAACUCAACUGGACGAAAGACGACAACCCCUUAGUUGUUACCGAGCGUCAUUUUUUUGCUGCUGGAAAUCAGCUCCUCAUCAUCGUUGAUGCAGCAGAGGGGGAUGCUGGAAAAUACACGUGUGAGAUGUCCAACACGCUGGGCACGGAAAGGGGAAAUGUCCGACUGGCCAUCUUACCCAACCCCAACUGUGACUCAGCUCAGGGCAUAGGGGGUGUUGUUGGUGCUGCUGCAGGGGGAUCAGAUGAGGAUGGAUGGACCACUGUAGGCAUUGUCAUCAUUGCUGUUGUAUGCUGUGUUGUGGGAACCUCACUGGUCUGGGUGGUCAUCAUCUACCACACACGCCGUCGCAACGAGGACUGCAGUGUAACUAACACCGAUGAGACAAACCUGCCUGCAGACAUCCCAAGCUAUCUGUCCUCUCAGGGAACACUGGCAGAUAGGCAGGAUGGUUACGUGCCCUCAGAGAGUGGCAGCAACCAUCAGUACAUGGCACCAUCCACUGGGGGCUUCUAUCUGCAGCCUAAAGAAAUGAACGGGAGUGAAGCUGAUAUGGAGGCUGCCAUUGACCCUCUUCUGUGCCAUUAUCAAGGCCCUAUCAGUUCUCUUCUGAGGAGAGGAAACUUGUAUGCAUCAGACCCCACUGAGGCCUUCACAGGUUGUCCCACAGAAACAAGGCCGAUCUGCAUUGACUCCUAUAAUGGAAGCCUAAAUGGCUCCAAGAGGAGAGAUUAUUUUCCGUGCAGCUCCUCUAUGUCCGACCCAUUUGACCAUAUGGGCUCUGGAGGCCUGAUGCAGCUGCCCAGUGGGGGACUGCAUAGCCAGUUACAUGUACCAGAAGGCAACUGUGCAGGGGACUUUGAGGGCACUGAGUACACUCGACCAUGUCUCUCCUCUGGAUCGUUUAUGGGAACAUUUGGGAAAUCUCCAUGGAGACCCCAGCAGGACCUGUAUCCCAGUCUGUGCGUUCCAGUCACGCAUAAUGACAUAACACUACAUGAGAACCCUUAUGCAGCUCUGGAAACCGACUCAGACCACGAUGAAGAUAAAGACUCUGCCCAGCAGUCUGAGGAUGGAACUCAAGAGCAGGGCAUCAGUGUGUAUGAACAGCCCUUUGACAGCUACAGGACUAGCUUUCAGCCCUCUGAGAUGACCACGUAG
Molecule: messenger RNA, 3309 nt
Organism: Chanos chanos (milkfish)
Lineage: Eukaryota; Metazoa; Chordata; Actinopteri; Gonorynchiformes; Chanidae
Gene: lrig3
Product: leucine-rich repeats and immunoglobulin-like domains 3
Exons: 19
Coding region: 1-3309 (1102 amino acids)
Molecular function (GO): protein binding
Source: RefSeq, a predicted model, not a curated record